CAGGAAGUACACAUUAGCUCCAUCCGUCCACUGAAUGCGUACCCUUUAAUACAGUUCUGGUGUAAACAGGCUUCCCACCACACAGCUGAUGAAAUAAUAAAAGCACAACGACGCUAACUCUGUAGUCUUGGCAAAGAGUUAGUUUAUGCGUUGCGUGUAAAGCAAAGCAACGAUUAGCUAAGAUAGCUUAGUUACAUCCUCUUGCCAGUUGAGCAGUUGCUAAGCUGUUAGCAACCGAAUCCCAGGAGGAGACGCUAGGCUAGGUAAGGCCGGGCAAGUCAAAUACCUUCAGCCAUGGAUAUCGAAACACCAUACGACGAGGAGCUUGAAUUCAUCACAUGCACGAUCUGUGAUAGGUCCAUAAGAGGGGAAACUUUGUUCAAGAUACACCUGACCACAGCACCACAUAUAAAGAAAGAGGAUUCUCUUGUUGCUAUGGGGCAAGCUGUCAGACGGCAACAUGUGCCUGAAUUUACAAACAUUGUACAAUAUCUGGAUUACCUGAAGCUGGAUGAGCCCAUCAUUGGGUUGACUUUUUUGGAGGAAGUGCCAUCUAAUGACCCGGCGAGCCCCAACUACUCAUGUGAGCUGUGUCAUCUGACCGCAAACAUGGCCGAAAUGGUCCGUCAUGUCAUUGGACGUAAACACAGGCAGAAAUAUGUGGAACUAAAACGGCAGGACUUGGUGACCUGGGAUAAACAAUCCCUUUCAACCCAAGGAGGAAAAGUGAUGCGAGCCAGAGCAGAAAUAAUAGAGAGACAGGAUGGACGAGGAACUCCAAAGAUGUUAAUGGUGAAAAAGAGGACUGACACCAAAUUGAACAUCUCAAGAGGCCCCCCAAGGCAGAACCAAAACAGAGACGGAAGGAUCCCACUGAGAACCCCACACGAUGUUCCACCACUCUUACCAGAACUAAAGGACUACCAGAGUAAGAUCUCUCCCCGAAGGAUGUAUCCCCCAGAUUACCCAAACACACCCACUUUCCAUCCAGAUGUACCGAACAUGGACAGAGACAGACCGUCCCGAUGGGAGGACUCCCUUAGACAGGACAGAACGGCAGAGGAGGUGCAAAAGGCAGAUUACAGGGAAAGAAGUACGUAUAGAGAAGAUCGCUUGGACUCUGAUUAUCGUCGUCAGUAUGAAGGAGAUUAUGUUGAAGAGCCACGAAGAAGUGUAGUUCUCAAGCCAGACGAUGAUUCCAGACAUGAUUACAGGGAGGCUCCUUGUGCAAAGUAUUACCCCGGGGAAAGAUCUUACCCAGAAAGAGAUCCUUUGAAGGAGUUCUACACCGAGGAAGUAAACCGAGCGCAGGUUCGUUCAGCUAAGAGCGCAGAGUUUCAGCCCUCCAAGCUCGGGUACCCUGAAGGCGAUAAACAACAGUGGCCGCUGGAGAGAGACUCUGGUAGACAUGAUCCCAUGAACAGAGCAGGAAGGCAGGGAUCAAGGGAACCAGAAGACAAAUGGAGGAACUUUACCCCACCAGCGGAGAGUGACCGAUCACGGGACCAUUUGUUUAGUGUAAUCAGAGAUUAUCAUCAUAAAAUGGGAGGACCAUAUCAAGAGGAUAAAAUUGACAGCCCGGGGCCUAGCAGAGCAGCAGCCCCUACCACGCAGAGCCGAGCAGAAGCAACCAGGACCUUCUCUGACAUCCCUGAGCCAUUCAGGCGUUUCCUGACAGGGGCCGAUAAUGAAGAGUCACGCGGUAAAAGGAAAAGAAAGAGUCGUUUCUCUGACGCCACUCCAGAGGAACUAGAAAUGACAAAGGAGAUUUUAAGGAAUGAACACGGACCUCCAAAUCCAAAGUUUGGUGGUGAUUCUAGAGCAGUUACUGGAUCACUGAGACCCGAAUUCAGCGGAGCGCAGUAUUCGGACCACAUGAGAAAAUCACAGAGUCCAAAUUAUUCUGAUAGCUACCAGAGAGGAAGCUCUGAGUCAGAUGGUGUCUUUGAUAUGCUGAGAAACAUCGACAUCGAGAACGCAGAAGAGGCUGACUUCCUGAAGAACAAACUUUUCAGCCUCCUGAAAGAAUUCAAGAGCAAAAAGUUGGAGAAAGUGGUGCAGACAAACCGACAAAGUAUGGGCAGCAUGUCAAACGAUUACACGCAGCCACCUAGACAAGACCAGUAUGAGAGAACCCUACGAGAAGAUUCAGACCGUAGACCAUCAGAAGACCUCUACUCCAGAGACGAUAACAGGAGAGGCUGGAAGCAGUGGGAGCACGUGCCCGAGCAACGCCCCCAGGAAUACCACCAUCCAGAACGUGGGGAACCCAGACACUCGAGCAGAAGCCGUUUUGAAGAGGAUUUUGGGGGCCAUUUAGAUCAACGCCCUUCUUAUUCUGAAAGGUUUCAAGAACCCAGACGCCCACAGGACUACCAACCUGCUGCUCAGGAGUUUUUUGACUCCCGCUCUUCUCAACCUCCCCUCCAAACGGACCUAGGACCCAGGAUGAAUAGGGGCUCCCGUUACUCUAACAACCUGGACAAAAUCACCUCCACCCUGCUGGAAUUUGUGUCAAGGAAGUAACUGUUAUCAUCGGCAUUAUUUCCAUAACAGUUCUACAAAACUAAAAGUACGCAAAUGUAAAUGAAUACUUUUGUUGAAAAAAUAUUUUAGGUUAAAUGUUCCUUCUUUUUUUUCUCAGUUAUUUGCUCUACAUAUUUGUCAGGAAUUUAGUUCAUGAACUGUUCACAUGUUUAUAUGAACAUUAAAGCAUUUGUUUACUGCAA
Messenger RNA from Mugil cephalus (flathead mullet), 2729 nucleotides. RefSeq lists its product as uncharacterized. NCBI's taxonomy places the organism in Eukaryota, Metazoa, Chordata, Actinopteri, Mugiliformes, Mugilidae. The record is from RefSeq and is a predicted model, not a curated record. Gene Ontology annotation, molecular function: single-stranded RNA binding; double-stranded RNA binding; zinc ion binding. Bases 295 to 2526 code for a protein of 743 amino acids. The transcript is spliced from 13 exons. Gene Ontology annotation, cellular component: precatalytic spliceosome.